Molecule: messenger RNA, 1185 nt
Organism: Tremella mesenterica DSM 1558
Lineage: Eukaryota; Fungi; Basidiomycota; Tremellomycetes; Tremellales; Tremellaceae
Exons: 7
Biological process (GO): L-aspartate catabolic process; biosynthetic process
Cellular component (GO): mitochondrion
Molecular function (GO): pyridoxal phosphate binding; L-aspartate:2-oxoglutarate transaminase activity
Source: RefSeq, a predicted model, not a curated record
AGUCUUGCCCAGGUCUCCGCUGCAUUUCAGAAAGACACACAUCUUGAUAAGAUGAACUUCUCCCUGCUCGGUGUACGAGGUGACGACGGAAAACUGUUCAUACCCCCUUCUGUGCAAAAAAUGCGCAAAACUUUAUGGACCGACGAGAUGUUUGGUCAGGAUCCUUUGCCAAUACAUGGACAUGCUGGAUUUGUGGAAAGCGGUCUGACGUUGGCAUACGGUGCUGAAAGUAGUGUCAUCAGACAUAAUCGCAUAAGUGCUGUUCAAGCACCAUCGUUGACGACUGCUUUGCGAAUUGCAGCAACUUUCAUAGCACAUUAUCCUGGUCAAAUAUUACAAAACCCUAUCUAUCACCCUAAUAUCACCACCAGAGAGACGGUUACGACACUUCGUGAGAGCGGGUUGGAGCUGAGAUCAUACACUUUCAUUGACAGAAAAACAGUGCAAGUGGACUGGGAUAGUAUGAGACAAGAGCUCCAAGAUACAUCACCAGGAUCGGCGGUCUUGUUAUACGCUGGUGGCUUCGAACCUACCGGGAUGGACUUGACGGAUGUUCAGUGGAAAUCGCUAACAACUAUCCUUUCAAAACGUCAAUUAUUACCAUUGGUCAUUAUGCCUGAUCAGGGUAUGGCAAGUGGAGAUCCUGAAACUGAUGCGAGACACUUGCGAUAUCUGGCUAAACAAAACCUUCCCGUGAUUUCAGUUCAAGGCUUUGAUUCUAUUUUGGGUUUAUACUCUGACAAUCCGGCAAUAGUUUCAAUCAUCACUGAAACCCCGACUCAAAAGAAACGAUUUGAUGUUCAAUUACAAAAGAUCGCUCGAGGGUUAUACGAUCAUCCUUCUCCUUGGGGUGCUUCCAUAGCUCAUGGAGUAUUAUCUGAUAAAUAUUAUCUAUCCGCUUGGAACAAAGAAAUAAAAGCUAUGGCUACCAGAAUUCAAAGAGCUCGUUCCAUUUUAUUCGAGAUGCUCAAUACUAAACUCAAAACUCCCUCUCCUGGAGAAGAUUGGAGUUUUAUAACACGUUCCACUGGUCUAUAUUGUAUGAUCCUACCUAAUCCUUCGGAUUCUUCGACACUUCUCAAACAUCACAUUUAUCUUUUACCUGACGGUUGUGUUUCUCUCGGUUGUUUAACAGCUACAAAAGUCGAAAUAUUGGCAAAAGCCAUCGAUACGGUGGUUAGAGAA